AUGAAAGCCAGAUCACCAUUUUCCACUUCCAGGAAUUAUUAAUCAAAUCAACGCAGUUCCACUAUAAGUAACCCUCCAAGUUCACACGUUUAUCCAUCGUCUAAAAGUAGCUGAAUAUCCCAUAUCUUCCUCUGAAGUCUGAAACUUCGUUUCCCAAACGCUUGACCUUCUUGAAAUCUCACAAAAAAUGACUGCAUUUAAGUCCUUAGCAGCUAUUUCUAUGCUUCUUGCAAUGUCAUUAACAGUUUCCGAGAGCAGGGUUCAAAGGAAGGACUUGAGUGUGGAUCUUGGGGGCAUAGGACUUGGUGUUGGAGCUGGUUUAGGUAUUGGCUUAGGUGGUGGCAGUGGUUCAGGGGCUGGAGCUGGUUCUGGUUCCGGUUCUGGUUCUGGGUCCAGUUCAAGCUCAAGUUCAGCUUCAUCCUCCUCCAGUUCAAGUUCUGGAUCUGGUGCGGGUUCUGAAGCAGGUUCAUAUGCUGGGUCUUAUGCAGGAUCACGAGCAGGUUCAAGUUCUAGAGGCUCCGGUUCGGGUUCCGAGGCAGGUUCAUCUGCCGGUUCCUACGCUGGGUCUCGAGCUGGUUCAGGAUCAGGUGGCGAUCAAAGAGUUGACUCCGGAUCCGGCUCUGGACACGGUGAGGGAUAUGGCGAAGGUUCUGGCAGGGGCAGUGGCUCUGGCAACGGGAAGGGAUAUGGUGAGGGCCGUGGCCAUGGAUCAGGAUAUGGCAGUGGGAGUGGCAAUUAAUGAAAAAAUAAAUAAAUAAUAAAAGUCGUUAGGUGUAUUUAAAUAAAUGUUCGAAGACUUUCUUCGACGCAUUUUCGGUUUCUUUACUAUGAAUAAAUAAGAGGGUUUUUGCUGCA
This is a messenger RNA of Manihot esculenta (cassava), 855 nucleotides long. Its product is annotated as putative glycine-rich cell wall structural protein 1. The record is from RefSeq and is a predicted model, not a curated record. Lineage: Eukaryota; Viridiplantae; Streptophyta; Magnoliopsida; Malpighiales; Euphorbiaceae. The transcript has 2 exons. The coding region runs from base 188 to 739 and encodes 183 amino acids.